AUGGGGCAAUUAUUGUCAAAACACAAAUCUCAAUCGAGGUCAAAAUUAAUCUCUUCAGACCUUGAGGAGUCCAAAUCUGGUCCAGAUGCGUAUCUAGCUAAACCAAGCGGCAGUUGCUGUCUCAAAGGCACUAUUCAUAAAGGCGAAGGACGUGGCAGGCGGGAAACGAUUGCAAAUGUAGAGACGUACAUAUCAGUACCACCAGCCAGCAAAGCCAACGGCAACGUGCUCCUGUAUUUUCCCGAUGUAUGGGGCAUGUUUCCCAAUGGCCUGCUCGUCAUGGACGCCUUUGCAAGCGCAGGAUAUACAGUACUCGGACUCGACUAUUUCAGAGGUGAUCCCGUAUGGAAACAUCGCAAGAAUCGGCACGAUAAAAGUAAUCCGGGGUUUGACUACGAGGCUUGGAAAAGAAAACACACUGCGUUCGCUGACGAGGCGGUGCCGAAAUGGGUGGCUACUGUCGUCGAUCGGUACAGGAAAGAAAACCCAGGGACCAAGUUUGCGUGUGUCGGAUAUUGUUUUGGCGCGCCAUACGUAUGCGAUGAGUUGGCGAAAGACCGCGUCACUGUCGGUGCUUUUGCCCAUCCGGCUUUUUUGAAAGAGCACCACUUCCAGAAUAUAAAAAAGCCUUUGUUCCUUUCCUGUUCCGAGAGAGACCAUACCUUUGAUGUUCCGAGUAGGCGACGCGCGCUAGAUAUUCUACAAGAACGAAGCAAAACGUUUCACUAUCAACUAUUUUCUGGUGUUGAACAUGGUUUUGCGUUGCGGGGAGAUCCCGAUGACCCUUAUCAGCGUACUCUCACUUUCUGCAUCAUGACGCCUCCCCGAGCAUUAGAUCUCACUGGCGAUGUCGCCAUAGUAACAGGUGCCGGCUCGCGAAUGAACGGUGAAAUCGGUAACGGUCGAGCGGCUGCGAUUUUACUGGCACGCCAUGGUGCAAAAGUUGCUUUGCUCGACUACAAUGUCGACUGGGCCAAAGAGACCAAGCGCAUGAUUGAUGGAGAGGGCGGUAUCUCCGAGGUCAUACAAACGGACGUGACGAAGGAGGAAUCGUGUAAAGCCGCUGUGAGCAAGACGCUAGAACUUUUCGGUGCGGUGCAUAUACUAGUGAACAUUGUAGGGGUCGGCGGAGCCAUGGGCGAUGCCACAGUCGUAAACCUCGACGCAUGGGAGCGCGACUUCCGUAUCAACGUCACGAGCAUGGUCCUCAUGAGUCGGUUCGUCAUCCCCGAAAUGCGGAAGCAAGGGAGAGGAUCAAUUGUCAACAUGUCCUCCGUUAGCGGCUUAUUGGGAGGUAACCCUAGUCUUCUUUACCCUACUACCAAAGGCGCCAUCAUUCAGAUGACCCGGGCUAUGGCGGCUCAGCAUGGACGAGAGAAUAUUCGUGUCAAUUGCGUUUGUCCUGGAAUGGUAUACACUCCUAUGACGCGUGGGCGCGGCAUGACAGACGAGAUGAGAGAAGCUCGGAUUAACCAAAAUCUCAUGAAGAAGGAAGGCACGGGCUGGGACGUGGGCUAUGCUAUAUUAUUCCUCUCAAGCAAGGAAGCAGGAUGGAUUACGGGAUUGAUCAUGCCUGUUGAUGGAGGCACAACUGCUGGAAAAGCUGACCGACCAGCCCUGAAGCCAGAUACGCUAGCUGAGAUGAAUACGGGCGUGAGCAACUAG
Bipolaris victoriae FI3 is the source of this 1665-nucleotide messenger RNA. RefSeq lists its product as hypothetical. NCBI's taxonomy places the organism in Eukaryota, Fungi, Ascomycota, Dothideomycetes, Pleosporales, Pleosporaceae. Bases 1 to 1665 code for a protein of 554 amino acids. Gene Ontology annotation, molecular function: hydrolase activity; oxidoreductase activity, acting on the CH-OH group of donors, NAD or NADP as acceptor. The record is from RefSeq and is a predicted model, not a curated record. The transcript is spliced from 9 exons.